This is a messenger RNA of Passer montanus (Eurasian tree sparrow), 1263 nucleotides long. It is a transcript of the gene ADIRF, whose product is annotated as adipogenesis regulatory factor. The transcript is spliced from 4 exons. Gene Ontology annotation, cellular component: nucleus. The record is from RefSeq and is a predicted model, not a curated record. NCBI's taxonomy places the organism in Eukaryota, Metazoa, Chordata, Aves, Passeriformes, Passeridae. The coding region runs from base 592 to 822 and encodes 76 amino acids. Gene Ontology annotation, biological process: positive regulation of fat cell differentiation.
UCUAGGUAGGUAUUAGAACAGAAUUAGAGAGCAAUAUUUACCUGAACCGAUUAGGAGUCUAUAAAAUAUUGCUCUAAUGUGGUGCAUGUUUAAUGCUUGAUGUAAGCAUGCUUGGGUUUUAAAUGCUUUCCUAAAUUCCUGGUAUCUUUUUCAGGAAGACCAUCCCAGCCAGCACCUGCAGGGCCCUUGCACUGAAAACCCAGCAGUGCAAACAAGCUGGGAGGCCAUCGGGAAGGUAUUUGCUGCUGAAGCCUGGGUACAUCUUCUCUUGAGCUGUGACAAGAUGCCGGCUGGAUUCCAGAGAGCUUCUUCCUUCCUUUCACUAACACUCCACACAAAAGUUAAUCUACCUGACUGAGAACAGCUGAAAUCCACCUGUUUGGCCUGGCUUUGCUGUGGCUAUGUUCUCAGCUGUCAUUCUUCACAUUUGAACUCCACCCAUUGUACCAGUCACCCCCAAAAGAAUCAGCAGGUCUCCUGGCAGAUGUAUAAAACCAGAACAAGUCAGGACUCUAUCACAUAGUGUGCUAUACAUCACCAGCCGCUCCAUUUUAUCGAAGGAGAGGACUUUAACAGGUGUCAGAAGCCACAAUGUCGAGUAAAAGCUUCCAGGGACUGAAGGAACAAGCUGAAGGUGCAGCAAAAGAUGCUGCAAACGCACUGGGACAGGCCACUCAGGAUGCAGUCAACCAGAUAACAGAUGCAGGCCAGAAAGCUUUUGACAAGGCUUCCAAGACAGCACAAGAUGGAGUAGAAAAAGUGACCGGACAGGCUGCAGAAGCCAUGUCUGGCUUUGGGAAAAAAUGUGGAUUCAAAAAAUGAUGCUAAUUCAAGUCACCAGUACUGCUUGUAUAAAUCUCUCUUUGGCCUGUUAUUACCUACUUCUUUGUGUAGAAAAAUGAAAGCUGUUUGAUAUCUGGAUAAUUUCAUUCUCUGCAAAUACAACUUUUUAAGACAGAAGGUCCUUCUCAUCCUUUACAUAGAAAAAAUGCAUGUCUGCUCACAAUUGCCAACGUGGCUGAAAAGGUUUCAGCAAUGCUGUUGCCCUGCUCUUACAACAGCUCAGUGAUUAUUGCCACAUUUGCUGAGUGUAUUUACAAAGUCAGUGAAACUGUUCAUAAUUAGGACACCAGAACAUCAUGUGAUGAAACUGAGUCUUCUUCCAAUAAUCAAAAAUUAGGCUGGGGUUAUAUUUCUUGUCAGUUGUUUGUUUGUUCCCAUUCUCUGCAUUUUUAGAUUAAGAUAAAUAAAGGUACUGUAAGA